AUGCGAUUUCUUGAAACGAUGUUCGACCGAUAUGGUCGUCUGCUUGCUAGGCAUCCUUUUCCUUUUAUUAUAUUGCCGCUGCUUAUCACCUUAAUUUCUUCAAUAGGUUUGCUGAAUUUCCACAGUAAAGACGAUAUUUGGGAUUUAUAUUCGCCUUUAAAUGGUCUCAGCCGAAUGGAAGAGAAAGCUUUAGAAAUGUUCGAAUACGCAAGCAGUGCGCAUCAUUACCGGAUACAAAUUCUCGUUAAUCGAAAAGACGGUGGAAAUUUGAUGAAUAUGAUGGAUUUAAACGAGAUCUCUAAUAUGCAUUCUUAUGUUGUUAAUAAUAUUUCUAUAGCUGAUGGCAAUAAUUCGCUCACAUACGAUGAUAUUUGUGGCAUAUAUUGUAAUGAUAGUAAUGCAAUUGUUUUAAGUUUCAUUCAGGUUAAUCUCCGAUUAGCGAAUGGUCGGGCAAUUGCCAUUGAAUUUGAACGGCAGCUCACAGACGUUUUCUAUACAGCAAAUUAUAUAUCAAAAAAGCUCAAAUUUUCCUUGUUAAGUCGAAAUUUUGAAUUAAAAGAACAGCGACAAAUCACACUCGUUGCUUUGCCAUAUUUAGCAAUAACUGCCACAAUUCUUACGUUAUUUAUGGUGAUGAGUUUAACCGAUUUUCCACUAUCUAAAAUAGGAAUGCUUUGGGCAAUUGGGAUACCAUUUUCCAAUAUUCUCACUGUUGUACCUUUCUUGGUGAUAACUAUUGGAGUGGACGAUGCUUUUCUUAUUCUUGCUGGUUGGCGGCAUUCUAAACCAGGAGAAAGUUUGGAAAUUAAAUCAGGUGAAAUGCUGGCAAAAUCUGGAUCCAGUGUCACAGUUACCUCAAUAACAGACGUUUUAUGCUUCGCAGUCGGACUAUUUUCCAACUUGCCUGUUGUUCGUCUGUUUUGCCUCUACACAUCGCUUGCUUUAGCAGUUGAUUAUAUUUACCAGGUUAAAUUGCUUCUUUCGUUCCACUUUCUUUCAUUUCACUUUUUGAUUCUAUUUCUAAACCAUUCUACUGAUAAGUUUAUUAGUUCAAUUGUUCUUUUUCAUCGGUAA
This is a messenger RNA of Dracunculus medinensis (Guinea worm), 1074 nucleotides long. The record is from the annotation of a GenBank genome assembly. Lineage: Eukaryota; Metazoa; Nematoda; Chromadorea; Rhabditida; Dracunculidae.